GGUGGAUUUGGCAGCUAUUUGGCUUCUCUCUCAGCUGCCGGCAUCCAGACGGUUUUGCGUGGAAUUUGCCAGUUGCCAUUUCCUGCAUACAUAUACGGAGAAAUGCUUCUUAUUCCUGUACUCUGCGUGGCAUCAUGAAAAAGCGCUUGGAUACCCCGGAAUCUUGGGAUAAAUGCACACCGGCAAUCAUUUGUACGUGUGAUACUUGCGGCAAAUCCACAUUCCGGCACGGACCGUUACAUGACGGUAAACUAUGCGCGCAAUGUGCAGCGGCUUCCGGGAAGCGGUCGCAUGCGGUUUCCAUGCUGUUUGAACCACAAAAUUUCCCGCCAAACGCCGGCAACUAUCUGCGGCGCAAAAAGCACCGGACACAGGGUACCACUGCGACAUCAGCCCGGGCAUCUUCUUCUCGAGCGAACGUUAUCGGUACAACGCGGGCGCAUGAUGAGCACCUAGAAAACGAGAAUUUGCCAUCUGCCAGAGGUGCUAAAGAUGUUCCAGCAUUUCCUAAAGAUGCUAAAGAUUAUCACAUACGGUAA
This is a messenger RNA of Paramacrobiotus metropolitanus, 539 nucleotides long. RefSeq lists its product as uncharacterized. The coding region runs from base 135 to 539 and encodes 134 amino acids. The transcript is spliced from 6 exons. The record is from RefSeq and is a predicted model, not a curated record. Lineage: Eukaryota; Metazoa; Tardigrada; Eutardigrada; Parachela; Macrobiotidae.